AUGAGGAUUGUUAUCGCCACGAUGGCAUUGGCGCUGCGUGAGUAUCGGUAACGUCUGUGGUUUUGGAGGAUACUUGCUGACGUUUGCACAGAGCCAUUGGUCAACGCAGCGGUCUCUCAAACAUGUCCCGAUACAACGAAUGGCAUCUGCUAUUCACUCAGUAUACCAGAGCAGACUGCAAGCUCUGGCACUGGCGAUAUCUUCUUCCAGAUGACUGCUCCCACGAGCUAUGAAUGGGUAGGACUAGUCAUCUACUUACCGCCCCAGCUCUCCUAACAUCUUCUAGGUCGCCCUGGGUCAAGGAUCGCGGAUGGCGGGCAGCAGCAUUUUCGUCAUGUACACCUCAGCGAACGGAUCGAAUGUCACGGUAUCUACCCGUCGGGGCAUUGGUCACGUCGAACCGUCUCACGACGGAGCCACAGCACAAAUCACUGUUCUCAGCGGUAGCACGGUCUCGGAUGGGAAGAUGACUGCCAACGUACGGUGCAGUAACUGUACUAGCUGGACCGGAGGCACAAUGGACUUCACAAGCUCGAAUGGAAGCUGGAUUCACGCAUACAAGAAGGGAACACCAAUCACGUCAGACGAACUGGAUGCCGAUAUCUCUUACCACGACGACUACGGCGUCUUUGAUUGGAACCUUACGGCUGCCAAGGGAGGCAGCGAGGUCAAUCCUUUCGUGACUGCAGCCGCUACUACGAACACAACGACGACAACAUCUACCUCUGCUGCUCCAGGCCGUUUUGCGAUCCCGAGUAACCUCCAAGAAAUCAAGAAGGCUCACGGCUUCCUCGCUUCCAUCGCCUUCAUCCUCGUCUUUCCUUCGGGAGCCAUCCUCAUCCGCGUCGGCAACUUUCCCCAGGCUAUGAACGUCCAUCGUGGCCUUCAAUUCUUCGGCCUCGCCCUCUUCACCGCAGCCAUGGGCCUGGGAGCCUGGAUGACGGACAAGCUGUCCCUCAUCGGCGACACGCACAUCAUCAUCGGCAUCGUCGUCUACAUUCUCAUGUUCAUCCAGCCCAUCACAGGCACCUUGCACCACAUCUGGUUCAAGAAGGUCUCUGCGAGAACUCUGUGGAGUCAGGCUCACCUCUGGCUGGGCCGAGGUGCGAUUAUUCUGGGUCUGGUGAAUGGAGGGUUGGGGCUCAAGUUGGGUGGGAAGUUCGCUGAUCUUGAAAAGGCGAAGAUUGCGUAUGGGGUUCUUGCUGGGAUUUUCGGAACGGCUUAUUUGGUGGCGAUUGCGUUUGGGGAAAGGAGGAGGAGGAUGACGAGGAGAAAUGGGAGCGGGAGUGAGCAGGAAAUGGUUGUUACGUCGGCAAUUGAGAAGCGAUGA
Lecanosticta acicola is the source of this 1330-nucleotide messenger RNA. The record is from the annotation of a GenBank genome assembly. NCBI's taxonomy places the organism in Eukaryota, Fungi, Ascomycota, Dothideomycetes, Mycosphaerellales, Mycosphaerellaceae.